Messenger RNA from Hemibagrus wyckioides, 7973 nucleotides. It is a transcript of the gene zfhx2, whose product is annotated as zinc finger homeobox 2. The record is from RefSeq and is a predicted model, not a curated record. Gene Ontology annotation, molecular function: DNA-binding transcription factor activity, RNA polymerase II-specific; RNA polymerase II cis-regulatory region sequence-specific DNA binding. The coding region runs from base 676 to 5304 and encodes 1542 amino acids. Gene Ontology annotation, cellular component: nucleus. Gene Ontology annotation, biological process: regulation of transcription by RNA polymerase II; brain development; regulation of neuron differentiation. NCBI's taxonomy places the organism in Eukaryota, Metazoa, Chordata, Actinopteri, Siluriformes, Bagridae. The transcript is spliced from 5 exons.
UUAGAGGACUCUCUAAAGGCAUUAAUUAAACAGCUUUAGUCGGUGUAGGCCUCAGUUUCCGGCGGGCGGUGUGCACUGCGUCCCCCACCAACAGGCUACAAUCUGCGGAUAAGGACACUAAUCAAGGCCGUGGCUUUAAAUGAGAAGGGGAGAAAAGCCUAUUUACGAAAAUUCAAUUAAUGCAUUUGGACUUUGACUCUGUUUUUUCGGUACAAAGCCGAGGCAUAUCCCAGCUCGCUGUGCAAUUUGUCCGCUUGUGCUUCAAGUUCGAGCUUUAAUUUAAGUUAAAAGACGCGUCUCGCAGCUUGAUAAGCGAUGCAUAAUUAGUUAGCUAGCCAAUUUUGUUUAGUUUUCCUAGAUGGCUAGGUGAGGUGGCAGGCGAAUUUUGCUUCUUUGACCCAAAUCGCGGUAUCGUAAUGAAAUUAUCCCAGGCUCGAUUAAAGUUGGAAUCGACCAGGGUCCGAAACAGAGCAGAAUGACUGAGCUUUAAACGUUAGGUUUCGUGAUAAUCGAGCUAAUUGGAGUGUUAGCUAGCCAGGAUAGCUAACCCUGCCAAUUGGUUCUUGCUAAUGAGGCUGUGGCUUAAUUAAAAAAAUUAUCCGGAGAUAACGGACGCCCCGGGACUCUUAAAUACAUCUGGAUUCCACGGAUUGUUUCGAGGAGCUGGGAGAGACCAUGGGUGGGGACAGCGAUGGGGGGUCAAUGUGGCUGUGUCCUUUGUGUCAACAAGGUCAAUUAGACCGGGAUGGUCUUGCUUUGCACCUGGCUGAAAAACACAGCGUGCUUCCUGCUUGCCUUGAUAAGCUGCUGGACAUUGCGGCUCCCAAACACUGUUCCAGUGAUGAAGACAGAGAGUCUGGUACACAAAAUGAUAUCAAUGGCACAUCACAGCAGCAGUGUUCAGAAAACUCACCUUUAAUGGAGUCUCAAAAAGAAGCUGUGUCCAGUGUAACUGACCAAGAUGGUUCCUCCCAGGAAAAAGAAUUGUGUGAUGAAUUGGGAGGAGUGGGAAAUGAGAAUGACUGGAGUAAUAUGGAAUCCAAUCAGGAUAAUGUUACGCAACCUGAAAGGUCAGAAGCCUCGGUCAGUGAUGAUAAAUCCAAUGAUAAAAGCAAUGCUGCUGCUGAUGGCGAUGUUAACCACCCUUUCAAGUGUCACGCAUGUUUGGAAUUCUUUCCCACCAGAUCGGCAUUGAGUGUACAUUAUAAUUCAGCCACUCAUAUCCAAAGGAUGAGAACAGGAGCAGGGAAUGACAGCGAGUCCUCGACCCCUAUUCCCGCUCGCCCUUACGUCUCUAACAAACCUUACCAGUGUGCAGUGUGUCGUGUCUCGUAUAACCAUGCCAUCACUUUGGAAAGUCAUUUAAAGUCCGUAUUGCAUCAGAGUCGUAGCAGAAAUGCUGGAAAUGCUGCAAUUAAUUCCACAACAAAUGCAGGAAAUGGAAAUGUAGCAGCAAACGUGGCAGCCACUACUGUGGCUAAUACCACACAGUUAGCUUAUGUUACGACCAGUAAUUGUGUCACCCAAGCAAGCUUGACUGCAUCUCAAGCGAUAACCAAAGAUGAAGAACAGGUUAAGCCUCAGCCUGCACCCUCAUUGCUUUCUUCUCCAGUGGCUUCAGCUCAGGCAGUAUCAGCGUUUCUUACUCUCUUAACCUCUAGUCCAAACUCUGUCCCACAGUCCAUCCUCCCCUCUCUCUUUGCUGCUGGAACAGGUGCUGCAACAGGAACAGCAACUCCUCAUCUAAUAACCCAGCCUCAAAUGCUUAUGCCCCUCAUCUUGAAUGGACUCCAACCCCAGAGUCCAUCCUCAGAGUCCCCCAAACAACUUUUGCAGCAAACAGUACCGGUCCUUGGUCUCAGCGCAGCACAGCAGGCUCUCUUGGCCCAAGGACUUAGUGGAUUGCAAAAUCAGUGGGCCGCUUUUAGACUCUCCAAUGCAGCUCAGAUGUCUUCAGAAGAGAAUGACAGUAGUGCUGAUAAGGGAGCAGGCACAAAAGUAAAAAUUGAGGAAUCGCACCAGGAGUCUUGCGAUCAACAAGUGCCACAGACCUCUGAAGAAGCCUGGACCACGGAUGAAGGUUCUGUGAAAAGCGCUAUUAAUAAAGUAGAGGUUAAAAAAGAGUGCAACAGCUUAAACUACGAGAAUCAAGGUGUUGAUGAGGGCAUGGAAUGCAAUGACAAGAAGCAAGAGAAGGAUAAUAUGGAUAUGGAAAGCAUGGACGAAGAGGGGGAUCUGGGAGAGAAUGCAAAAAGAAGUUCUGAUGCAAAUAAAGACUCGGCAGGCCAGGACCUUCAGUGUAGUUGUGCAUCAUCUUGUCAUACUGAAUCCUGUCAGUCUCCUACACACAAUGAUAAAAAUACUGUAAACAGUUCAGAGGUAAAACAUAGCCCUGCAAAAUGCAACCCCUCCAACACUAACCUUGCCUUAAUGUCCUCACAGCAUAAGAGUGCCAAGGCUCAUGCAAUCUUGUCCUCAGGACCUCCAAUACUAACCGAGUUUCAGUCUCAGGUUCUUUGGGCCUUUAUUGAGUCGCGAAACGAGGCUGAUUCAGCAAUUCCACCAAAAGAGGACUGUGAAGCCCUUGGCAGGGAAGUAGGGCUAACUGAGGAUGAGGUACGAAGAUGGCUGGUCGAUGCACGCCGUGCCAAAGAGAGACAGAGUGCAGAAGGAAUGGAGCAUGAUGAAAUAGAAGGAAGCAUUGAAGAUGAUGAAGGUGCUCUAAUGAUAGAUGAAACCGAAUAUGGACAGAGUCCAUCAGCUGCAAGUAGCCAUGCGAUGGAUCUCUCUAACAACUCUGAGAAGCACAAAGAACGAGUAUAUAGCCAAAACCAAGGGGACUUGUGCUUAACCUCUGACUCAGAAAAUGAAGAAUUCUACACUUCUGUUAUUGUAACUGAUGAGGAGAGCCAAAGCAGUUCAGUGAAAGAAGAGCCAAGUAGCCCAGUUAAACAGCCUUCACAAAUAGAAACAUCAGGGGAAAGGUCUAGUGGUGGAGGAAAGGUUCUCCGCUCCACUACAGUCUUCCUUUCAGAUGCUGAAGAUGAAGAUGAAGAUCAGGGUGCAAAAAAUAAAAAGAGAAAGCGGGAGAUAGAUAAGGAGGAAUCAGAAUGCAAAAAGGAGAGGCAUGAUGCUGAUCUUGAUCUUCAGUUAGAGGCACAAGCUGAUCCUCCCACUCCACUUUCAGUUGCAGUUGACCAUCAAGGUCUUCCAGCUGGAAUCUUGCAUCCCUUGCCUCUUUCCCUUUCGUUGGCCCAAUUUCCGACUCAGUUAUUCAGUCCCUAUGUCCUCUCGGUUCCGUCAUCUGUUGUUGGUGUUGGUGUUUCGGAAGCAGAUCGAGCAAAAGUAGCAACCUUUACAACUCCCACAACUAUUACUCGCACUCAAGCUCCUUUCUCUGACCCACUUCAUGGAGCAGCCAUUGGUUCUCUUGCGCAGUCCACCCCGUUCAUAUCCAAUGGCAGUGAAUGUGAGUCUGCCUUAGAUCUCAGUAUAGGGAAAAAUCAAAGUUCAACAACCUCUGCCUCUGUCUCAGCAAACAGCAAGGUAUCCAUACAGAAGACUGCUUUGCUCGAUGGUCUUGGAUUAAGGCCUACAACUGUUGGUGUCCCUGCUGACGGGAGUCUUAUUGUUGUUCAGGUUAAGCCUGAUACUGCCAUUACAAUCCCAAACUCUAACACUACCAUUGGUAACAAUAAUAGCUUGGCUAAGACAAGCACAGUGUUCAUGAGGGCUGCAGAGAAAGUAAAUGCCUCCUUAAAAGACAGUGAACAAGAAAAGGCAAGAGACCAAAAAAGAACGAAUGCAAGGAGGUUCAGGGACAUGAGAAGGUCCAGGACUAUCAUUCAGGCUGACCAGCUGGAUGUGCUCUAUGGAUGUUAUUUCAAAGACCCAAAUCCAGGAAAGCAUGAAUUUGAACAAAUAUCAGAGUGGGUGCACCUGCCAAAGAAGGUAGUACAGAUUUGGUUUCAAAAUAUGAGGGCUAGGGAGCGUAAAGGGGAAGUUCGUUUCAUCAGUGAUGGCACAUUGGCAGCUGUUGGAAAACCACUUAUUAAGUUUACUUGGCCACUAACGAAGCCCAUUUUUUCAAGUACCCCCAAAUCCAACUCGAGCCCGACAACUCCUGGCUGGGUCCCACUUAAGCCACAACCUGGCAAUGAUACCCUUAAGACAGAAAAGCUUAUGGAGGUUAAAGAACCACAGAAAAUUCCUAUACAAAGUCUGAGCAGGCCAAAGGAAGUGACAUCAACUACCACUGCCAACAGUACAUCAGCACUCAAGACGAAAGGUGAGGCAGUGAAUGCAUUUACGAUGGUUAAAAUCGCCCCCAAAACUGUGGCCCCAAUAGUUACAGUUCCAAUACUGACCAGUAGCUCUGCCAUUCCCCUAAACCCUCAGAAGCCCAAGCUUGAGGUACAGAGUGAUCCAGACAGGGCAGAGGAGAAGGAUAGACAAGAUCAAGAAAAACACAUCCCUGGCACAACAAACCGCAUGGUUCCGAAAGUGUCCACUACCCCAAUUAACAAAUCUCCGACUGUGGCAACUCAGAAACACAAUGGCAUUAAUUAUUGGUCUCAGAAGGGUCAAAUUAAGAUCAAUACUCUGUCCAGGGAACAGUUGGGCCUGAGCACCCCACGCCCUAUCAUCACUGCAACUUCAGUCGUAACUCCUUCCAUGACGGUUACUUCAACACCAUCCAGUCAAAACCAAAAAGAAGCCAAUUACAUUCAGCAGCACUCCACCCCAAGAAGACCACGAACACACCUGAACUGUCUGCAGCUGUCCAUUCUCCAGUCUUGCUAUGAGACCUGUGCCCAUCCAAAUGCAUUAGAGUGUGAAGCAGUUGGGACAGAGCUUGGUCUUCCACUUAAAGUGGUGCAGAUCUGGUUCCAAAACACGCGUGCCAAGGAGAAGCGUUGGAGGCUACAGCAAGAGAAGCUGUCUCCUAAUUCCAGUGACCCUUCCAAGAAGUUGGACAUCAGCUCGGGCACUUACCUACAGUACAACGCGCUCAGAGCAAACCGUCCAAUUCUGCCCAAACCAGUACAACUGACAGUUCUGGAAAGUUCUCAGUUACCUUCCGGAGGUCAGCCAGCAGCUCGUGAAACACUAAGAGGGAAAUGCGAUGUGUGUAACAUAGAAUUCGAGUCCAGGGCCGCUGCACGAGACCACGUUUUCUCUCCUCGGCAUCUUGCGACUCUGAGAACCACUAACUUUGGUCAGUCUGCAACACAGAUUAACAACGGAUCGGCCGGUAUCGUGAGCCAGGCUUCUACGAGAUCACCAGCUGGCAGCACUAGCUAAGAAAUGAACUUGAGCUGCUUCGUUAAGUGGACCCACUAGGCUCUUAUGCUUUUAAUCGGCAACGGUGCUCGUUUUUAAAGCUAACGCUCUUUUAAUUCUGCACCAAUCACAGUGGGCCUGAAAAAACUCUCCACUUUUGGAUGUCAGCAAGAUUUGAUUCUAAACCGAACUCCUUUCAAUGACUUGUUGCCACAUCAUUUCACUAAUAAUAAUUAAAUGAAUUGGUUAUACUGGACAUGCAAUUGCUUAUGUUGUAACGGUCUUGUUUUAUGUCUUUCACUGCUUUGUCUCCGUUUUAAAACAUCUGUUUCUUUUGUGCUUGUUUAUUAUCCUUUCUUGCUAAUUCAAAACACUCUGGCUGUUUGGGGGAAAAUCUAGCAAUGGACCACCUGAAACUCAUCAAAAGUUAUUCAGUGAUUACGUACAUGGUACUACUUUUGCUUGAGCCAGAAACGGUGUUGCGCAUCGGCGUUUUAAUUCAGAGAUCUUAUAUUUUAAUCAGAUUUUAUUUGCUUUUUAACAUGUCGUCAUUGGGAGUUUUUUAUUUUGUUUUCCACAAGGUGAAUAAGAUCAUGGGUGUAUCAAAAAUGUACAAAUAGCUGAUGGGAAGUAAAUACGGUAGGCAAGUGCUGAUACUGAAAUGUCAUGACAAUUGCUUUUUUUUAAUCACAUCUUAUCACAAUAUAGAAUCCGAAAACAUGCUUUCAGACAUUUUUAGGCUUUUUAUAGAACUCUAGUGCACAGAUUUAUGGGAUACAUGCAAUGCCGCUUCAGAUUUGGCCGGAAUAAGGGCCCUUAGUAGACCGCUGUCUUUACGUUGCCUUCACUAUGAGACAGUUUAUCUUGGGGACAAAGUAGGUGCUGCCUCCUUUGAAAUGCAAGGCAGUGAGUGAUGCAUUAAUGACCACAAUAAUAUUGCGAUAUAUUGUAAAAACAAAAAAUAAAAUGAAUCAAUUAUUGGCACAUACAAAUAAAGUAUAUGUUGUUUGUUUUGGUUUUUUUUUUUUAAGAAACCGAGGGAGUUGGCAAGUGCUCUGAAUCCAGACACACACUAGGAGGCUGUUAAUGAAACCACAGCGCCUCUGUUUGCCAUCAUGACAAUCAUACUAUUUUUAUUUUUUUCCUUUUCAAACUCAACUGGCUAAAUCUGCAAAUGUCAAAUGGUUGUCAUGCAGCACUUUUUCUUCCUUUAAAGGUCUGAAAUAUUUUAAGGUUUCCAUACUGCUUGGAAUAAAUGUUUGUAUUAUAGUGAUUUACUGUAUGUCAGAUUUUACUGAAGUGUUGCCAGCUUCCGCUGUAUUUUAUUAACACAUGGACAGGAAAGGAUCAGACCUAGCCGCUGUGCAAAAAGCCAAAGUUAAUUCUAUAUGCUAGCGCAAUUUUAAAGGAUUUUGAUAUGAAUUUGUGAAACAGCAAAAUUAUAUGAAUUGUAUUUCUCCACGUUUAUUAUUAUUAUUAUUUUUAUUUUUUUGUUUCCCUCUUCAGUUUGUCAUAACCCUAAUGUGUUACAAAUAAUCACUGCUUGCACCAGGUUUUUAUGGGAGAGAAGUCAUUUUAUAUACCCCCUUUUCCUCAUUGUGUUUUACAUGGGUGCAAACUGAGUACUUGUGCUGGGUUGGAACUCUUUCUUUCUUUUUUUUUUUUUUUCUUUUCUUUUUUUUCCUUCUCCAAGGUGUCUCCAGCAUGACCACGAGGUACUUUCUGUGGUUUUUUUUAUUUUCUUUUGACAAGUUUGUCUAUUUGUUAAUAUGGAAACUACUCAGUGUGACCCAAUGUGUGAGUUUGAAGGAAACGAAAUACUAAAGAGAACUGUCAUUUCAUUUAUGUUUAUUUUUUUUUUAAGUUGUAUAUUGUUAUUAAUGUUACUAUUAAUAGUUUUAACAAGAUGCAAAAACUAAAAGGUAACUUUUUAAAAGGAACUCUAUUAUCGAAAUGGUAUUCCAAAGUUAAUCAUCUUUCUCUUGCUUUCUGUCAAACAAAUGGAAAAAAACAAAAACACAAAAAAAAAAAAAAAAAAAACCAAAAAGCAUUUUAAGAGAGCGAGAGAGAGUGUGUUUUGUAAUGGAUUUCCCACACCUUGACACUUUGAACAAGUCCAGGAAGGUGUUUGAUAUAUUGCCGCUGAAAUAAUUGUGUGCAUUUCAGCCAAAAACAAAGUGGAGCACUUGGAUGUGUGACGAUUGAGAAGCGUGUGGCGUUUUUUUUUAACGCACCUCCGUUAUUUUUUAAAACACUCUGUGUUGAGCUGUAGCUCGUGUUCGCUGAGCAUGAACUGAACCACAGUGCUAAACGAUGGGAUCACACAGUGUUGCACUGUUCCAAGUUGAGAGGAGGCGCAGAGACCUGCUUUUUGACUGAUUUGAUUUUUUUUUUUUUUUUUUCGGGGUUUCCAUUAACACUUUAUCACUUGUUAUAACUACUACUUGCUAUUGUUUUCAUUACUAUUAUCACAGUUUGAUUAUUAUUAAUUCAUUACGGUUUUAAUAGCAUCUUUAUCUUCAUUGAGAUGGUCUUGGUAUACUGCGAACUGAUGGUGAAAGUGUUGUUAAGAAAUAUUAGAAUAUUGUUUAAGCUUGUUUGUUUUUUUCCCCCCCUUAUACUUGUACCUUCAUUUUUGUGUUGAAUCUCCUUUGUUUUCUUAUACAGAAAAAUAAACUGAACUUCACUUA